AUGCGCCUCUUCAUUGCCGUCACCUUCUCCGCCCUGGCCAUUGCAGCCAGCGCUGCAGCCGUUAGCCCUGCUCCCGCUCAGGCACCGACCCCAAACCACCUGAGCGACUGCGUUGCGGAUGCCGGAGACAAUUGGGAUGAUGUCGUAGACUGCUACGAUGAUGCCAAGAAGGAGGAGUCAGACAAGGAGUGA
Messenger RNA from Anthostomella pinea, 192 nucleotides. NCBI's taxonomy places the organism in Eukaryota, Fungi, Ascomycota, Sordariomycetes, Xylariales, Xylariaceae. The record is from the annotation of a GenBank genome assembly.